This is a messenger RNA of Helianthus annuus (common sunflower), 1531 nucleotides long. Its product is annotated as agmatine deiminase. The transcript is spliced from 10 exons. The record is from RefSeq and is a predicted model, not a curated record. Bases 169 to 1329 code for a protein of 386 amino acids. Gene Ontology annotation, biological process: putrescine biosynthetic process. Gene Ontology annotation, molecular function: agmatine deiminase activity; protein-arginine deiminase activity. NCBI's taxonomy places the organism in Eukaryota, Viridiplantae, Streptophyta, Magnoliopsida, Asterales, Asteraceae.
ACUAACUAUUUUUGUCGAUUUCUGAUGAUAUUCGCACUUGCAUAAAAAGAAAACAUAUUUUAUCCAAAUGGAAUCCUUUUGAAGUAACCCCUUUUGAUAGCAAAAAGUAGCAGGUGGUGAUCUUCAUCCAUCUUCAAUUCUGCGAUUAACCGGAGCCUAAUUGCUCCGAUGGACAUAACAGAUGGAUCACCGGAUCUCCAUGGAUUCCGGAUGCCAGCCGAAUGGGAACCUCACUCUCAAACGUGGCUCGGUUGGCCUGAGCGUCCGGAUAAUUGGCGAGACAACGGACUUUACGGACAACGUGCGUUUGCGAAAGUUGCUUCUGCUAUCUCCAAGUUUGAGCCUGUUACUGUGUGCGCCAGUGCCUCUCAGUGGGCUAAUGCACGCAAGCAGUUGCCUCAUGAUGUAAGGGUUGUAGAGAUGAGUAUGAAUGAUUCUUGGUUUCGUGACACAGGCCCAACGUUUGUUGUACGUGAGGGGAAAUCAGGUUCGGGGAAAGUAGAGCCGAACGUCGCGGGUAUUGAUUGGAACUUCAACAGUUGGGGUGGUAUCGACGAUGGUUGCUACAUAGACUGGAGUCAUGAUCUUCUGGUUGCACGAAAGAUUCUUUCAAUGGAGAGGGUUCCUCGUUUUCCACAAUCUAUAAUUCUUGAGGGUGGAAGCAUUCAUGUAGACGGUGAAGGGACCUGCCUUACUACUGAAGAAUGCUUGUUGAACAAAAACCGGAAUCCACAUCUUACGAAAGAACAAAUAGAAGAUGUGCUCAAAACAUAUCUUGGAGUCAAGAAGAUUAUUUGGUUGCCACGUGGACUAUAUGGUGACGAUGAUACCAAUGGGCAUGUUGACAAUAUGUGCUGUUUUGUGAAGCCUGGUGUGGUCUUGUUGUCGUGGACGGAUGAUGAAUCCGAUCCCCAGUAUGAGCGAGCUGUAGAAGCUUUCACCAUUCUCUCAAAAUCUACCGACGCUCAUGGCCGAAAAUUUGAAGUUAUUAAACUUCAUGUACCAGGACCUCUAUAUAUGACAGAUGAAGAGGCUGCUGGAUUUGUUCAGGUGGGUGAGGCUAAACCAAGACUUCCGGGCACAAGGCUUGCUGCUUCGUAUGUUAACUUUUACAUUGUGAAUGGAGGUAUUAUUGCACCGCAGUUUGGAGACCCGAAGUGGGAUGAAGAAGCAGUUCGGGUCUUGUCUCGGGCCUUCCCUGACCGUCAAGUGGUAACAAUAGAAGGCGCGAGGGAAAUCGUACUUGGAGGUGGUAACAUUCAUUGUAUAACACAGCAGCAGCCUGCCGAUCCUAUGUUUACGCCACUUCAAAAUGGCAAUGGUGUUUAGCUUUGGAUGUUUAUGCUGCAGACUGUAGAAUAAUCUGCUUCCAUUAAGAUAAGUUACAUCUCGGAAUCCAAAACUUAUAUAAAGUUGAUGAACAAAUCUCUUUUAACUUCAUUGAUCUUUACCCGUCAUAUAUCGGUUCAUCUUUAUCAAACUUCAAUCAUGCAUUGACUGCUUGUGCUCUAACAUAGUAACAUUGACAUGC